Molecule: messenger RNA, 2350 nt
Organism: Myxocyprinus asiaticus (Chinese sucker)
Lineage: Eukaryota; Metazoa; Chordata; Actinopteri; Cypriniformes; Catostomidae
Exons: 5
Coding region: 103-1068 (321 amino acids)
Source: RefSeq, a predicted model, not a curated record
CGAAACAGAAACGAUGUGUCAGAGCAAAUAUACCUAUAUAAAGAUGUUAUCUCAAAUCAAAUCAUUGCUGACGACUGAAAGAUCAAGUCCUGAUAUUUUGAGAUGUCUUGUCAUUGUCGGACUGUUGUAUGCAUCCUCCUGAUGUGUAUGGUGUACCAGAGCUGCUCUUCCCCUCUUGGCCACAGAGGGUCCUUCUCCAAUUCACUGCGGCUAACACGCACUAUUCGCGCCCGUGUGCAACAGCUGCUGUCUCGAUACAAACAACAGCUGUUUGGCGACGAGCACUUUGAAUUCAGAGAACGCAUGGUGCGCACACUACCUGCCGUCACUGUCAAUUACCGGACCUGGCUAUACAUGAAGGAAACUGAGCGUUUGCGUUUGGCCUCUCACCAUCUCCACACCUUCUGGACUCACCUGGAGUAUCAGCGGCAGCAGCUUGAGAGAGAGAGGGAUGAGACGAAAGACAGAAGACAGCAGAGAAGAGACAAGCGAGGAAGGCCCCAGCCCACCUUAUGUAGAAGUUUUAAGGGUCUACAAAUAGAUCUGUGGGACCUAAUGAAACAAGUCAACUCUCAGUUGAUCAGUUUGAGUAUCAGACAGGACCCUGAGUUUACAUCCACAAAAUCCCCAAUUCACUAUCCCCUGCACUCCACUCCAACUCUGAUUCCCAGCAUCCAUCAUUCCACAGCAAGCUCCACUCCAACCAUCAGUAAGAAGCUCCAGACUUUAUUUCACACUGACACUCCUCGCAGCUCCACACACUUCACCACAGAAUCAACCUCAACGUCCUCCAACAUGAAGCUUCCAUACCGAGGAUUGACUGCAAAGACAGAGAGAACCUCUGUGGGUGUCACAGUGACCCCUAGACCCCCAAAGCCCACUCAGGCAUCAACAGUCUCUCAUUCCAGGGGAAGCCUGCUGUCUGUGGACAACCAGCAGACAACAAAUCUUUCUUUAGGGUCAUCGCGAUGGGUUCAGCAUCUGAGAGGGUACAUUAUACUGAGAGAUCUAGAACGGUACUUGAGCAGAUUGGCACGAGAUUACACAGUGCUCCAAGCUAAAUACUGACAAACACACAUAAGCCGUUAAACAAUUAAGGAAACAACAACAAAAAAAGCAAAGACCUUGGGGAAAAAAGCAAAACCAAGUCUCACAUAACAGACAUGCACACUCACACAUAAUUGAAUACACUAACAUUCAUAUACACAAACAACUUCACAGUGUCACAGUUGUUGUUUACCUUGUUUAGAAACUGUUAUAUUUAUUAGAAUAAUUUAUGAUCUUUAUGUUUACUUCAUCAAGGCCAAUGAGAGGUACAUACCUUGAGAAGAGUGAGAAAGUUUUACCUUUAGAUGUGAUUUUAUUUAGUAUUUUAUAUUUCAUAUUUCAUAAGCAUAUCCAUGUACUGGAAAUGACUCAGUAUGUGAGAAUAUGAGCAGGCAGCUAGAACUUUUAUUUCAAAGAUACCAAGAACAAAUUCAAAGAAUUUAUAGAAUUUGUAUGCAGUAUUCUUAUAUAGAAACAAUCAAAUUCUCUCUUAAGAUCCUUUUUGGAUUUUUUUUAUUUAACUGUAAGUUAUCAUUAUUGCCAAAGCACUAUUACUUGACCAAUAAUAUAUGUCUUCUUUUUUAUAUAAAAUUAUUGGGUGAAUAGGAUUAAUAUAUAUAUAUAUAUAUAUAUGUCAUUCAUUAAUGAGGCUUUGUUUGAAAUUUUAAGCACUUUAAACAGUACAGAUAUUUUUCACAAAAACAACAGCAAAAAAGUUAGUCAGCCAUUCUCGAAAAUAAAAAUUCCCCAAACACCCCACUUCCCUCCACCACUGAUAAUCAGCCAAUCAGAGGAAAGAAUAAGAGAUUAACUUUAUAUCCCCUUUUUUGUUGUCUUCCCCAGUACUUUCCACCUCUUCUUAUUUAUUAAAAUAUUUAUUUUAUUUAUGUGAAAUGUGUGGCAAGUUUUUUUCAUGCAAUAUUUAUUUUUUUAUAAACAAUUAAAGACAAUGCAAAAAUAUUACAGUAUGUUUUGUACAAUCUGUAUCACGAGCACUGAAUAAAAGUACUGAGAAGCAGUUGCAGUGUGUGUGUGUGUGUGUGUGUAUAUGACAAAGUUAUUUCAGACAACAAAGUUAAACCAAGAACACACUUGACUAGACUAGUGUCUAGUCAAUAUUUUAGAGAGAACAUUAAACAAAACAACAACCUUUCUGCACAACAGGCCUUCAUAAUGCUCAUUGGUUAUUGCAUUCAAUACUGAAUAUCGAAAGUCUUUAUUUUAUAUAUAUAUAUAAAAUUCAAAAAUGCUUAAAAAAUUGGAGGGUUGAAACUUUUUAAUAGAUUGUGGUGCUAUUUGUGGA